AUGGGAGUCGCAUUUGAUAUAUACAUCAAUGGUGCUUAUCAUGCAAGCAUACGGUAUUCUCAUUUAUUGAAGCUUCAUGAAAAGUUACGUGAUCAUUUUGGACCAAAAUUAAAAACACCUGAUUUUCCAUCUAAAAAGUUGUUUCGAACAUUGGAUCAAAAAACGCUGGAAGAACGAAGACUAGCACUAGCACGUUAUUUUCAAACGAUAGUUCAGCUUCAGUCAGUCGCUCAACACUUCAUAACUGAAAAUGCUUUUCUUAAUUUUCAAAUCGAAUCAUUUCGACCUUCAUCCAAUAAUGUCUCGGUUGAUAUUUUUAUGGCAGACGGUACCAAAGAAACUGUUCGUUGCAAUGUUGAACAUCCUACUGAAAUUAUUUUAAAGCGAUUUGCUGACAUUAUUGGUUUGGGUAUUGAAAACAUUGGAAAUUUUGGCUUAUUUGUGGCGAAACGACGAUAUGCUAAUGAUGAUGGUCAUUUCAUGUCUUCCCUUGGUUCAAUGAAAUAUCCGGAUACACUCUCUGUACGAUUAUUGCGAAAUUUCGAAUCACCUUAUUUAUCAAUUCAUUUGUUGAAUCAGAAAUCGGCAGCAACAGGAGUGUUUUAUUACAUUGUUAUUAGAAAAUUAAUUUGGGACCCGAAAGUUGAGGAAGAGAUCAUGGAUGAUCCUGGAGCUGUUUUAUUAUUGUACAAACAGGCCGCAAGUGAUUUACAUAAUGGUCAUUUUGUGCCCCGUCAAACAGAAAUCAAGAAUCGUUUGUUAGCCUUAGAAGAGCAGGGCAAUUGCACUCAGUUUCUACGCUUAUGUCAUUUGGAGCCAAACUAUAGCUAUGAAGUUUUGGAGCCCUGUUCAAGUAAUUAUCCACGACCAGGAACGGAGUGCAAUUUAAAAGUUGGCCGACGUCAUAUCCUUUUGGAAUUCAAAGAUGAGGAAGCUAAGAAUGGUAUUAUGCGCGUAGAGUUUCGCGCAACAAGAAUUCGUGUUUGGCGCAUUUCUCAACAAGACGAUGGCUUUAUAUUUUUGUUCGAAUAUCUAAUAUCGAAAGGGGCCAUUUUGCUUUCUUUAUUGCUUCAAUCGAUUGGUUUUGAAAUUCUCAGAGAACAUCGCUCCUUAAUGACUGCGCUUGGUGGCCAUGACUACGACUAUCCAACAAAAGAUGUAUUCAGAAUUUAUUCCUCACAAGAAGAUGCUUCGAUAGGGUCUCCCGUUAUUUCGAAAGCUGUUCAGUAUUCAACGCCAAUGGAGAACAAUGAAUGGGAAAAUUCGGUACAAUCGACGACGGUCGAAGAAACUGAAAUCAUUUCAAAUCGUGACCUACUAGCAAAUGCUCGAAGCGACAAUGGUAGCAUUCGUUCGGUCGAUGUAAACCAUCAUUACGGUAAUAUGACGCAUAGGCAAAAUUCAGAAUCGAUUACGGGAGAUUCUAAUGAGUCUGUGCGGGAUGCUUUUACCACAAUUUCGAAGGCAUUACCGUUAAGAAAUGAAGGAUUUGAAAUUACAGAUGAUGACUUAUAA
Molecule: messenger RNA, 1515 nt
Organism: Acanthocheilonema viteae
Lineage: Eukaryota; Metazoa; Nematoda; Chromadorea; Rhabditida; Onchocercidae
Source: the annotation of a GenBank genome assembly